Messenger RNA from Nilaparvata lugens (brown planthopper), 2974 nucleotides. RefSeq names its product LIM/homeobox protein Lhx9. Gene Ontology annotation, cellular component: nucleus. The transcript is spliced from 6 exons. NCBI's taxonomy places the organism in Eukaryota, Metazoa, Arthropoda, Insecta, Hemiptera, Delphacidae. Gene Ontology annotation, biological process: regulation of transcription by RNA polymerase II; neuron differentiation. The coding region runs from base 855 to 1916 and encodes 353 amino acids. The record is from RefSeq and is a predicted model, not a curated record. Gene Ontology annotation, molecular function: RNA polymerase II transcription regulatory region sequence-specific DNA binding; DNA-binding transcription factor activity, RNA polymerase II-specific.
AACACACCGCUGCCCGGGGGAGUCGUAAGUCAAAGUUCGCACUUCCGUCACCACGCCGCGCUAGGCUCAGUCUAGUCGGCUCGAAAUCAAGUCAUCACUCCUCUCGCAGAAAUAUUUACGCCGAAUUAACUGACAUACCCUUAACAAUAGUUUCUUCGAUCAGGUUGUCACACAUAAAAAACAUGUAGUGUUCUUUUCUACAAACAUAGGAACCUCUUCUUCGAUCAGGUUGUCACAUAGAAACAUAAAGUGUUCCUUCUACAUACAUAGGAAGAUUUCUUUGAUUCCUCCUUUUCAUUGAAUGUGUUUAGAAUAAUCUGGUCACUACCGUUUCAUCAUCUUCUUCGAUCAGGUUGUCACACAGAAAACAUAAAGUGUUCCUCUCUACAAACAUAGAAAUACAUUUCCUCGUCUUCAUUGAAUGUGAUUAAGAGAUUCUGAAAUAGAAAACAUCUAGUAUCAAUACAUUUCUAUCAUCACUUGAACAGUUCUAGUUCGUUCACUUUCAUCGAAUGUUAUUAAGAAAAUCUGAAAUGAUAUAACAUCCAGUAUCCAUUCAACUCUAUCAAUUUCUCAAACGUUACAAGUUCGGUCAUCUAGUUCAAAUCUAGUGCAUCAAUUACUCCACCUGAUACACGUGAUAACAGAGCAGGGUUCAUAUUGUGAAGACUGAUUAGUUGGGAAACUUUUUUUGUGUCUACUGAGUUCGCUUCGAAAUUGUGUUUGUUGAAAAAUUCCUGAUGGAAGUGUGUGUUGUUCCUGUAAUAUGUGCUCAUGAGGAAGUGAUAACCGUUUAGAACAAGUUCAACCUAACAGAUAAUCCUUACUUGAACUGUUGGAUUUUGAAUGCAAGGAUGUUGAAGGAUCAUGAAGUGGAUUGUGGAGGGGGAAUUUGUGCAGGAUGUCAGCAGAAAAUCACGGAUCGAUUCUACCUGCUGGCUGUGGAGAGGCCCUGGCAUCUGGGGUGUCUACAGUGUUGCCAAUGCAAACUAUCGCUCGAUUCGGAACUCACCUGUUUUUCACGUCACGGAAAUAUCUACUGUAAAGAGGACUACUACAGGCUGUUCGCGGUGAAACGAUGCGGCCGAUGCGGCUCGGGCAUUUCGGCCAACGAACUAGUGAUGCGCGCACGCGACGCAAUCUAUCACGUGCGCUGCUUCUCCUGCGCAUCUUGCGGCAGUCAGCUGACCAAAGGCGAUCACUUCGGCAUGCGAGACGGGCUGGUGUACUGUCGACCACACUACGAACUACUGAGACACCGUGACUACUGUGGGCCUGUGGAGCUGGAGGAGCCACACUGGGCCACAGCUGUGUCCACCACCGGUGUCCACAAGGGGCGACCUCGCAAACGGAAGCUACUGGUGUCCCCUUGUCGCCCCGAGGAGAUGCCGGUUAACAUGUCUGUGCCUCCUUCGUCUCUUGAGAUGCUGCAUUCAGGUGAGCUGUCAUCUUCGAUGGAGUCGCUGAGCUACGACUCGUCAGUGACGUCACCAGGUGUCCAGUCAGCUCAGCAGCGCACAAAGCGCAUGCGCACAUCCUUCAAGCACCAUCAACUGCGCACCAUGAAGUCAUACUUCAACAUCAACCAGAAUCCAGAUGCCAAGGACCUGAAACAGCUGGCUCAGAAGACAGGCCUAUCAAAGAGAGUAUUACAGGUAUGGUUCCAAAACGCACGAGCCAAGUGGAGACGCAACCUGAUGCGUCAGGAAGGCGGCUCCGUGCCCCCGGGGGCCGUCCAGGUGCCAGGAGGGGUUAACGGUGGAGGCGGCCCGCCCUCAGUGGGGGCGGCUUCCGUCAUCCUUGGAGGCGGCGACAGCAGCAGCAUGGAUGACCUACAUCUGCAUCACCACCAUCAUCACAAUCAUCAUCAUCACGUUCAGACCACUCAGACUCUGGGAUUCAGCGACAUCUACUGAUGACUGAUUGGAUUAAUGUUAGCCAAACCUACUAACGCUAACAUUCCAAAAACUGAGGACAAGUAAUGAUCAAAUUAUCAUUUCUUGAAUAAACUACAGUGUAAUUUCUAAAACUGAGGACAAGUAAUGAUCAAAAUAUUGUAGUGACAAUAUGUACAGUAAUUGCCGAAGCGACAACUACCAACAUUAACUACAGUGUCAUUCCUUAAGCAGAGUACAAAAAGUGAUCAAAGAGCUGUAGUGACAACACGUUACCUCUUAUUAGUGUCAUUGCAAAAGCAGAGGACAAACACUGAUCAAAAAAUCGUAGCGAUAACAUGUUACAUCUUAACAAUAACUACAGUGACAUCGUCAGAGUGGAUGACAACCAGUGAUCAAAGAAGUGUUGCGACAACACGUUACCUCUUAUCAGUGUCAUUCCCCAAGCAGAGGACAAACAGUGAUCAAAAUAUCGUAGCGACAACAUGUUACCUCUUAACAUCACUACAGUGUCAUUUCCAAAGCAGAGGAGAACCAGUCAUCAAAAUAUCGUAGCUACAACAAGUUACCUCCUGACAGUGUAAGAAGACAAAAUAACAUAGCGACAGCAUGUUACAUUUUAAAAUCAACUAGUGUUAUUACCAAAACAGAAAAUAAACAGUGAUCAAAAAAUUGAAGCGACAAAACUUUACCUCCUAACAGUGUAAUUAUCAAAGCAGAAGACAAAAUAACAUAGCGACAACACGUUACCUCUUAACGUUAACUACAGUGUAAUUCCCAAAGCAGUGGACAAGCAGUGAUCAAGAAAUUGUAGCAAGAACACAAAAAAUCGUGGUUUUCCAGUAAUUUAGACUAGUGUUGGCCAAUUGCCUUUCAGUACAAUAUGAUUGAAUAGUUUAAGAGCUUGAUAAAAACACGUUACUCCUUAGCGUUAACCUCAGUGUCAUUCUCAAAGCAGAGGAUAAGCAGUGACUGAAAUAUCGUAGCGAAACACCAAAAAUAUCGUGCUAUUCCAGAAAAUUGGACAGGGUGUUAGCCAAUGGUUUUGUGGUACAGUUCAAUAUGAUUAUAUAUUUUAA